GCAAAUCUGCUUACAAAAAGGGAAAAAAAGAAGAUUUAUUCAAAACUGAGUCUAUACAGAAAACGAUUUUAUUUGUGAUAGCUUUAUCAUAAUAUUUCAAAGCUAACACGGCUCCAACAAUAAGCGUCUACCGGGUACCUCAACUCGUCGUGCUGCCGCGCUGCUCAAACGCUAAACCAGAUCAAGCCACUAUUCUGCGCUUCCCGCUCCCGCCCACUACCAGAACUCGCACCCUCCACACGCAAAAUCGGCACAGCGUUGAGCAAUUGAUCCAGUCACUAACAAACAACAGCCCGCCAUGUUUGGCAUUCUCGGAGCUGCUGUGACUCCCUCUUCGGGAGUAUCGGCCACAUAUGAAGACUUGUUUGCUAGUCUCCAGGACCGCAUGGAAAAGGAAGGCUACAAAGUCGUCAAGGCGCGAUCGCACAGGGCGCGUCUCGGCGGCGCGGAUGUGCCAGGCAAUGAUAUCAUUCGGAUAGACUUGGUGUGUGAUCGUGGAGGCAGGCCGUACAAAUGCCAGGCUACCAAGCAUAAGACGAGCACCAAGAAGACGGAUUGUCCGUGGAAGGCAAAGGCUGUCAACCGAAAAAGCGCUGGUGGAUGGGUCCUGACCAUUGUCUGCGACCAGCAUAACCACCAGCCGGGGACACCAGAGCCUCCUACGCCAUCUGAAGUUAGCGAACAUGAACCGGUAUCCAUGAUGGAAGAUGACGACGCGGACCCGACAGCGCCGCUGCCAGAUGUGGAAACCUCAGCAGCUCUGCAAGUCGCCGGUGUAUCCGAUUCAGCACUACGACUGAGCAGUGAAACAUUUAAACAGUUUAAAUUGGAUUACCGAAAGAUGAUGCCGCAUGAGCGAAUGCAGCAGCUCGCCACGUUACAACUUCGCAUUGCUGCUCUCUACGCCGUCCAAAACGAAGACAUGCAGCGUCAAAGACGUAUGGAUGUACAGCAACGAAGACACAACGAAAUUGAACAGGCCAGGAAUCAACCGAGUCAAACCCCAAGACGAAAUAGAAAUAAGCGGAACCUGCAGCCUGAGGAAGACAUCACUCAUUUACAGCCACCUACACUGCAGCCUGGUCUGUCGCAUGACGACGAUGACCUUGCAAAUCAGCUGAUGCAAGAGCCUGCAUUUCAAUUACAACAGCCUACUGGCACAGUAGCCAUGGGCGGCAUGGUCAUACCUCAGUUCGAGCACUACCAACCACCACCUAAACGCAUGCGCAAUGGACGACAAGGCCAGAUGGCUAGUGUCCCAUCACCACACCAUCAUGUCAUUCCAUGAACGUGCUUAGUGGUCUCUUCACUAUGUUGAUAAAUUUUCACGAAAUUUUUGCCUUUGUUUUCUCUUUCGGCAAAUCGCCUAAAUUCGAUCCCCGUCUCCCUCAAUUAUACCCAGCAAACCGCCUGCACGGCCUGCACUCCCCCCCUCCCCCAAAACUGAUACCCUGCCAUCAAAAACUCACUAGCCUUAAUAGAUAAUACUGCCGAUUUUAUUGUAAUUUUCAUUUUAUUUAUACCAA
[Torrubiella] hemipterigena is the source of this 1526-nucleotide messenger RNA. The record is from the annotation of a GenBank genome assembly. Lineage: Eukaryota; Fungi; Ascomycota; Sordariomycetes; Hypocreales; Clavicipitaceae.